Equus caballus (horse) is the source of this 749-nucleotide messenger RNA. RefSeq names its product interferon delta 1 (gene IFND1). Gene Ontology annotation, biological process: defense response. The record is from RefSeq and is marked validated. Gene Ontology annotation, cellular component: extracellular region. Gene Ontology annotation, molecular function: cytokine receptor binding. Lineage: Eukaryota; Metazoa; Chordata; Mammalia; Perissodactyla; Equidae.
GCUGCGACGCACACCCCCUCCAGCGGCCCGAACGACUGAAACCGACCAAGUCCGCGCCUCUGAGCGCCCGGCGUCAGGAAAGGCCCCCUGCGCGCCCUCUAGCGGCCGCCCAGGGAAUCCCGCUUUCCGGGGAGCCCGCGAAGGAAACUGCGCUAGUUGUUCAGCGGUGCCCUGCGCGCCCCCUGGCGGCCGUGCAGUGAAUCACCGGAAUUCUCAAUGGCCCGGGUCCAUUUGCUAGAGGCAGGAGUGAUGCUCUGCUCCAUCCUUGCCUGCUCUCUUGGCAGGGACUCGCCUUGGAUCCAUAGCCUAAAAAACAGGGAGAUCUUCAUGCUGUUGAGACAGCUGGAAAAAAUCCACUCUAAGUCAUGCCUGAACGACGGAACCUACUUCAAAUUUCCUUGGGAAAGCGAGACUAUCACCCAAAUCCGGAAGACGCAGGGCACCUGUUUCCACUAUGUGAUGCUCCAGGAGAUCAUCAACCUCUUCAACACAGACGACAGCCGUGCUGCUUGGAACAACGCCCUCCUGGAUCAACUACUCUCUAGGCUUCAUCACAGCCUGGAGCAGCUGGAAGAAGAAAACCUGGCUUGUCCCUAUUUGGGAACUGUUGCCCGGAAUUACUUCCAAAAAAUCAAUCACUAUCUGAAGGAAAAGGCAUUCAGCCCCUGUGCCUGGGAGGUUGUCAGAGGGGAAACGGAAGUGUGCCUCUCCCUCAUGUAGCAAUACUCAGAGAAAAGUCGGCAAAUAAA